AUGCCUCAGCUGGACUCGGGCGGGGGCGGCGCGGGCGGCGGCGACGACCUCGGCGCGCCCGACGAGCUGCUGGCUUUCCAGGACGAGGGCGAGGAGCAGGACGACAAGAGCCGCGACAGCGCCGCGGGCCCCGAGCGCGACCUGGCCGAGCUCAAGUCGUCGCUCGUCAAUGAGUCCGAGGGCGCGGCCGGCGACGCGGGGGUCCCGGGGGCGGGCGCCGGUGCCCGCGGCGAGGCCGAGGUCGGGGCCGAGGCUCUCGGGCGGGAACACACUUCGCAGAGACUUUUCCCCGACAAACUUACAGAGUCUCUGGAAGACGGCCUGAAGGCCCCGGAGUGCGCCAGCGGCAUGUACAAAGACACCGUCUACUCCGCCUUCAAUCUGCUCAUGCACUACCCACCCCCGUCGGGAGCAGGGCAGCACCCCCAGCCGCAGCCCUCGCUGCACAACAAGGCCAGUCAGCCUUCCCACGGCGUCCCCCAACUCUCUCCUCUCUAUGACCAUUUCAGCAGCCCACACCCCACACCUGCUCCAGCCGACAUCAGCCAGAAGCAAGGAGUUCACAGGCCUCUGCAGACCCCUGACCUCUCUGGCUUCUACUCUCUGACCUCAGGCAGCAUGGGACAGCUCCCGCACACUGUGAGCUGGCCCAGCCCUCCUCUCUACCCCCUGUCCCCUUCCUGCGGAUAUAGACAGCACUUCCCUGCCCCCACCGCAGCCCCUGGCGCCCCCUACCCCAGGUUCACCCAUCCACCCCUGAUGCUAGGUUCCGGUGUACCUGGUCACCCCGCAGCCAUCCCCCACCCAGCCAUUGUGCCCCCUUCAGGGAAGCAGGAGCUGCAGCCCUAUGACCGCAGCCUGAAGACGCAGGCAGAAUCCAAGGCAGAGAAGGAAGCCAAGAAGCCAACCAUCAAGAAGCCUCUCAACGCCUUCAUGCUGUACAUGAAGGAGAUGAGAGCAAAGGUCAUUGCAGAAUGCACACUCAAGGAGAGCGCUGCCAUCAACCAGAUCCUGGGCCGGAGGUGGCACGCACUGUCCCGGGAAGAGCAGGCCAAGUAUUAUGAGCUGGCCCGCAAGGAGAGGCAGCUGCACAUGCAGCUCUACCCAGGCUGGUCGGCGCGGGACAACUACGGGAAGAAGAAGAGGCGGUCACGGGAAAAGCACCAAGAAUCCAACACAGGAGGAAAAAGAAAUGCAUUCGGUACUUACCCGGAGAAGGCCGCUGCCCCAGCCCCGUUCCUUCCGAUGACAGUGCUCUAGGCUGCCCCGGGUCCCCAGCUCCCCAGGACUCGCCCUCGUACCUCCUGCUGCCCCACUUCCCCACAGAACUGCUUGCUAGCCCUGCGGAACCGGCGCCUACAUCACCAGGUCUCUCGGCCACUCUCAGCCUCCCAGCCCCCUGGGCCCCCUCAGGCUCCUCACAGCAACCUGCAGAGUACACAGGUACAGCAACAGGAAUCUCAGAGACAGGCAGCCUAGCAUGCACAGGACACAUGGCUUCCUCCAGGGGCCCACCCUCUGAGA
This is a messenger RNA of Balaenoptera ricei (Rice's whale), 1524 nucleotides long. RefSeq names its product transcription factor 7 (gene TCF7). Gene Ontology annotation, biological process: regulation of transcription by RNA polymerase II; canonical Wnt signaling pathway. Gene Ontology annotation, cellular component: beta-catenin-TCF complex. The transcript has 11 exons. The coding region runs from base 1 to 1260 and encodes 419 amino acids. The record is from RefSeq and is a predicted model, not a curated record. NCBI's taxonomy places the organism in Eukaryota, Metazoa, Chordata, Mammalia, Artiodactyla, Balaenopteridae. Gene Ontology annotation, molecular function: RNA polymerase II cis-regulatory region sequence-specific DNA binding; DNA-binding transcription factor activity, RNA polymerase II-specific.